ACAAAGGAAAAAGAGGACCCAAUUAGAUUGGAAGCAGGCGCCAAUUUCAAUCCUGGAUAAGGUUCUUCCUUUCUGUCUUUCUCUCAACUCAAAAGCUUGUGGCUCUCAAAGAAACUCCCUUUCUCUCUUCUUCAGUACUCAUAUACCAGUCCCCUGUUGAGGGAGAGAGAGGGAGGAAGCGAAACGAUUCUAAUAAAUCCCAAAAACAAUGGCCACUUUGCAAACUUCUCUUCUUUAUAAGCCUCCCUUACUUUCUCCGGUUUCUUUUUCUUCCUCUUCACUGAAACGUUUUCAGUUACAUUCUUGUUAUGUUGCUUAUUUCAGUCAUAACCCAAUUUUCCUUUCUCAUUCUUUUCACUUUUCACCCCCGGACUUUCGAAAAUUUAGAUUUUCGGCCCGGACUUGGUCGGUUUCUUGCACAUUGCAACCGGAGAAUACAAAUUUGAGCCAAGAAGCGAGUGCCCGCGAUUUGUCUUCGGUUUCGGAGAUGGAAGAAUCCAAGUGUUCGAGUUUAAAUGGGGAGGGUUCGAUUUUAGAAUCGAAAACUGAAGAAAUUGGCAAAAGUUCGGGGAUUGAGGUGGAGAGCGAGGUUUCUGGAUUGGGUUUGGAGAAUGGGGAAUUGGGUUGGGGUGAAAGUAGCGACAAUGUGGUCGCAAGUGAGGGAAAGUCUGAGAUUUUGGUGGGAAAAGAGGGAGAGAAGAGUCGGUUUCCAUUAGUGGUGUUUUUGGUGGGCUUAUGGGCGAGUGUAAGAAAGUGGUUUGAGAAGGUGAUGGUGUGGGAUUGGUUGAGUUGGUGGCCUUUUUUGCGACAGGAGAAGCGGUUGGAGCGUUUGAUUGCGGAGGCAGAUGCUAAUCCUAAGGACGCAGCAAAGCAGAGUGCACUAUUAGCUGAGCUCAACAAGCAGAGUCCCGAGUCUGUUAUCAAGCGGUUCGAACAAAGGGAUCAUGCUGUAGACAGUAGGGGAGUAGCUGAGUAUCUUCGAGCUCUUGUGGUUACAAAUGCCAUUGCUGAAUAUCUUGGAGAUGAAGAAUCAGGAAAACCUUCUAGUCUUCCUUCAUUGUUGCAAGAGCUGAAGCAGCGGGCUUCAGGCAAUGUAGACGAGUCUUUUGUCAAUCCUGGAAUAAAUGACAAGCAGCCCUUGCAUGUAGUGAUGGUUGAACCAAAAGUUUCAAACAAAUCACGUUUUGCUCAAGAACUAAUCUCAACAAUUUUAUUCACUGUUGCUGUCGGAUUAGUAUGGUUUAUGGGUGCUUCUGCACUUCAAAAGUACAUAGGGAGCUUAGGUGGUAUUGGAACCUCAGGUGUUGGCUCAAGCUCCUCCUAUGCCCCAAAAGAAUUAAACAAGGAAAUUAUUCCAGAAAAGAAUGUAAAAACAUUUAAGGAUGUUAAAGGUUGUGACGAUGCAAAGCAAGAGCUCGAGGAGGUGGUGGAGUAUCUCAAGAACCCAACAAAAUUUACUCGCCUUGGGGGCAAGUUGCCAAAGGGAAUUCUUUUAACAGGAGCACCGGGAACUGGAAAGACUCUACUUGCCAAGGCAAUAGCUGGAGAAGCUGGAGUGCCUUUUUUCUAUAGGGCCGGGUCUGAAUUUGAGGAAAUGUUUGUCGGAGUUGGUGCUAGGCGUGUGAGAUCUUUAUUCCAAGCAGCAAAGAAAAAGGCACCUUGCAUCAUAUUCAUUGAUGAAAUAGAUGCUGUUGGUUCUACACGGAAACAAUGGGAAGGGCAUACAAAGAAAACGUUGCAUCAACUUCUUGUGGAAAUGGAUGGUUUCGAGCAGAAUGAGGGAAUAAUUUUAAUGGCUGCAACAAACUUGCCUGAUAUUCUUGAUCCAGCUUUAACGAGGCCUGGUAGAUUUGACAGGCAUAUUGUUGUUCCAAAUCCUGAUGUUCGAGGCCGCCAAGAGAUAUUGGAGCUUUAUCUACAGGAUAAACCAUUGGCUGAAGACAUAGAUGUUAAAGCAAUUGCUCGUGGUACACCAGGAUUUAAUGGGGCUGAUCUUGCAAACUUAGUAAACAUUGCUGCCAUUAAAGCGGCUGUUGAAGGUGCUGACAAGCUGACUGCUUCACAGUUGGAGUUUGCAAAGGACAGGAUAAUAAUGGGUACAGAGCGGAAAACAAUGUUUUUAUCUGAAGAGGGAAAGAAGCUUACAGCAUAUCAUGAAAGUGGACAUGCAAUUGUUGCAUUCAACACUGAGGGUGCUCAUCCAAUUCACAAGGCUACAAUAAUGCCACGUGGGUCUGCUCUAGGAAUGGUUACUCAGCUCCCAUCUGGUGAUGAGACAUCAAUUAGCAAGAAGCAGUUACUGGCCCGUCUAGAUGUCUGCAUGGGAGGAAGAGUUGCGGAGGAACUUAUUUUUGGUCGAGACCAUGUAACAACUGGUGCAAGCAGUGAUCUACAAACUGCCACAGAGCUUGCUCAUUAUAUGGUAUCAAAUUGCGGGAUGAGCGAUAUUAUUGGACCAAUUCAUAUAAAAGAACGACCGAGUUCAGAUAUGCAAUCGCGUGUUGAUGCCGAAGUGGUGAAGUUGUUAAGAGAAGCAUAUGAUCGUGUAAAAGCCCUUUUAAAGAAGGUUUGUUCCACUGCUCAUAUUUUCGAAAGCCCUUUUAAUAGGCAUACUGAUUACUUUUCCCUCUUAGAGAUAAUAUGGCUAGGUUCUGAUACUAGCUAUACUAGUAGUAAAACUUCCCUUUACAAGAUCGUGUUUUUUUUUUUAUACUACAAAAUGUUAAUUUCUUGUGAUAUGUUCUUAGCAUGAGAAGGCAUUACAUGCACUGGCAAUUGCACUGCUAGAGUACGAGACUCUUAGUGCAGAGGACAUUAAGCGCAUCCUUCUCCCUUAUCGAGAAGGACAGUUGCCCGAACCUCAACAGGAAGAGCAACAAGAAGAAGGGGAUCUUGUAUUGGUCUGAAUAUUCAUCUUCUGGGUCUCUAGUUUAGUCUGAGCAUUGGGGAAGUUAUGUACAGUACAGUGUCGCUAAAGCAUUUCAGUUUAUUAAUUUAAUCCUUAUGAUUCAUUUCCUCACUUGGCCAGAUCUCAUCAGGUUUCCCUUUGUACUAUAUAGGAAAGUCUAUUUAUACCCUCAACUUAAUUAAAUACCAAACUAAAGUCCUAUAAUACAGUAGGCCUCUCAGAACUUCAUAUAUAUGAUUUCAAAAUCAUGUAUUUCUUUGACCUUUAAUCCCAUUUUAUGGGUAAAUUUUUGAUAAAUGCACUAUUAUAAUUCAUUAUUUGAUGAAAAGAAGUAAUCACAUAAUUCACAGAACUCUCAUUCUAUUAUCA
Messenger RNA from Cannabis sativa, 3277 nucleotides. Its product is annotated as ATP-dependent zinc metalloprotease FTSH 11, chloroplastic/mitochondrial. Gene Ontology annotation, cellular component: chloroplast thylakoid; membrane. Gene Ontology annotation, biological process: proteolysis. The record is from RefSeq and is a predicted model, not a curated record. The transcript is spliced from 16 exons. Bases 209 to 2752 code for a protein of 847 amino acids. Gene Ontology annotation, molecular function: ATP hydrolysis activity; metalloendopeptidase activity; ATP binding. NCBI's taxonomy places the organism in Eukaryota, Viridiplantae, Streptophyta, Magnoliopsida, Rosales, Cannabaceae.